ACAUGGCAGACGAGAAAUACGCUUUUGAGCAAACUUUUUAUUUUAGUCCUCUUAACUCCAAGACGCUCUCCUUCCUACAGGACCGAGACACCUUAAACCUCUUUAUGAAAUGGUCCAUGCUGGGGAGGAUUUCAGCUCAGUCAUACAGCUUUGACCAGUGCUUUUAUCCCUACAGCAGUGAAAAAUUUGUACAGUGUUUCUUCAGAGAUCCCAAUGUGGUAUCCAGUCUGAGGAAGAUGGACGCCGGGGCCUGGGGGCCUCUUGAAAAGCCAGUGGUGUCUGUCGAUGUGGAGCAGGUGCCGUGCACUAAGGUCUCCAUGGAGCUGUUCGACCCAAUCUACUCUUGUGGGAUCCUGAGGCCCUCUGGACAUGUAGUUAAAUGCUUCCAUGAUGUCUACCCCGACUAUGAUGAACUCAGACAGAUGCUGCAGGAGGAGGACUCUGAGCACUACUACGUGGUUGGGAGAGAGGAGCGCGGAGAGUUUCUGUUUCGCCUCUUUAAGCACUUGUGCUUUGGAGGAGAGCUCUGUCAGUAUGAAGACACCAUUGAUCCAUACAUCAACACCACCAAGCAAAUUUACAAAGAUCUUAUCAGUGUUCAGAAGGACCCAGAGACUAAGAAGAUUAGUGUUGUCUCCACAGUCCUCAAAGUGUCUGCUUAUGACGAGUCCGGACUAUGUUACCCCAGCAGUCGAGAGGAGGAGCAGACAUUUGCCUAUUUGAUUGUUGACCCCUUCAAACGACACGUGACUUUGUUCUACCACUGUCACGGUGUAGGAAACUUCUCAUUGUGACAAAGAAGAACUGGAAGUUGGCCUGUAGUACUUGUCAGUCUCCUGGUGGACAUGAGAAACAUGAGUUCAGACUGCUGUACCCGGAAAUCAUUUGUA
Plectropomus leopardus (leopard coralgrouper) is the source of this 890-nucleotide messenger RNA. Lineage: Eukaryota; Metazoa; Chordata; Actinopteri; Perciformes; Serranidae. The record is from RefSeq and is a predicted model, not a curated record.